This is a messenger RNA of Osmerus eperlanus (European smelt), 4003 nucleotides long. RefSeq names its product synaptic vesicle membrane protein VAT-1 homolog. Gene Ontology annotation, molecular function: zinc ion binding; oxidoreductase activity. NCBI's taxonomy places the organism in Eukaryota, Metazoa, Chordata, Actinopteri, Osmeriformes, Osmeridae. Gene Ontology annotation, cellular component: mitochondrial outer membrane. Gene Ontology annotation, biological process: negative regulation of mitochondrial fusion. The transcript is spliced from 6 exons. The record is from RefSeq and is a predicted model, not a curated record. Bases 238 to 1575 code for a protein of 445 amino acids.
CAACGAGCAGAGCUGUCACUAUUUUGGCUAGAGCGCAAGCACAAAAUCUCCCCACCUCUUAGAAUAACCUGUUGAAAGCGCUUGGCAGUCUACAUCAGGCUACGGUGGGAUGUACGUUUUCUAAUAGCCUAAUCGCAUCAAAUCAUUUGGUUUACUGAUAAAGUUAUUUUCUGCUCCUUUUCAUAGAAAACCGCAAAUCAGUCAAAUUAAAGAAGUGUUAGUAGAAACAUUUGGACCAUGUCUGGCGAAGAGGCACCGGCUCAGCAGCAGCUUACUGAACAGGAGAAGACGGGUGAUUCACCUCUGGAACCUCCAUCUGAAAUAACCCAAGAGGCUGAAACGCCCGAGGCAGAAGCCCACGCGGCAGAGAUCCCAGUGACAGAGGACCCACCUGCGGUGACGCCAAACAAGGCGCCCGAAGAGGAAGUUUUUACGUAUCGGUCUUUGGUUCUAACGGGCUACGGAGGUUAUGAAAAAAUUAAGCUUCAGGUGAAAAAAGGCAAGCCCAGCUUGAAAAGCAGUGAGGUCUUAGUGCGGGUCAAGGCGUGCGGUCUGAACUUCGCGGAUUUGUUGGGGAGACAGGGGCUGUAUGAGCUUUUGCCUUCUCCACCGGUCACACCCGGAAUGGAAUGUUCUGGGGUGAUUGAAGACGUUGGAGAAGAAGUGACAGAUAGAAAAGUUGGCGAUCGCGUCAUCACGAUGAGUCGCAGCGGUCUGUGGCAGGAGGUGGCGGCUGUGUCCGCUGACCACACCCUCAUCAUGCCUGAGCAAAUGAGCUUCGAGGAGGGUGCUGCCAUUCCCAUCAACUACCUCACCGCCUACUUGAUGCUGUUUGAGAUGGCCAACUGUAGGUCAGGCCAGAGCAUCCUCAUCCACAUGGCUGCAGGUGGAGUGGGCGUCGCUGCCACCCAGCUCUGCAAAACGGUAAAGGACGUGACCGUUUUCGGCACAGCGUCAGCCAGCAAGCACGACACCAUCAGGGAAGGUGGGGUCACCCACCCCAUUGACUACCGCACACGGGACUACGUGGAGGAGAUCAGAAAUAUCAGCCCUAACGGAUUGGAUAUUGUUCUGGACCCUCUUGGAGGAUCAGACACCCACAAAGGCUUCAAUUUGUUGAAACCCAUGGGCACGCUCAUAGUGUUUGGUGCCGCCAACUGUGUGACCGGUCAAAAGAAGAACCUUCUAGCCCUGGCGAAGACCUGGUACAACCAAUUCACUAUUAACACACUGCGGCUGAUGCAUGCCAACAAGGCAGUGUGUGGCUUCCACCUGGGCUACCUGAAUGAUGACCAGCUUAUUUUCCAAACCCUGGGCAAACUGCUGGAGCUCUACAACCAGGGCAAGAUCAAACCUCGCAUUGACUCCACCUAUCACUUUGAGCAGGUGGGUGAUGCAAUGAGGCGUAUGCAUGAUCGCCUCAACAUUGGAAAAGUAAUUCUGCUUCCUGAACCUAAGAAGGAGGAGAAGGUUGAAUCCACCCCUGAGCCGGACGCCACGGACGACAAAAAAGAAGAGACAGAAAAAGACCUGAAAGAGGCUCCUACAGAAGACAACCAGAAAGAGAAGAAUUGAGACAGUUGUUGAAUAAAAUUAUCAAGCACCUCUAACUACAGGUAUUCUCUAUGCCAUAGUUAAAAAAUAUAUUUAAAAAAAGUGACAAUGGGCUAAACUUUGCUAAUAAUGUGUAUGCUGUUUAUUUCUCAUAUGUAGGAUGAUGUUGCCCCUAAUUGCAGGUCUAUGACCAGUGAGUUAAAAUGUGACCUGUUACUGUUGAAUUUUAAAUAGUAGCUGUUCAUUUGUGUUUAGGGGCAGUAUCUAUUUAGACUGUCCAGCAUAUAACCUACUGAUAGACCUGGGUGAAAGACAUAUGUAUUUGACACUAUUUGUGGUGCAUUUGUUUUAUCUGAGUAUUUUAACUUAUGGGACUGUUCCAUUAGUUUCAUUAUUCUGGUAUACUAAAUCAAGUGCACCUCAGGUAUAAGACAGUAUUAUUGUAUUUGACCCUGUCUUGUCUGAUGAAACUAGUGGCCUUGUCUUGCUGAAACAAUUGACCUAAGUCUAUUUGUGAACCCUCUGGUUUGUAAGAAAGAUCCUCAGACAAGAGGCUUUGUUAUUUGUUUUAUAGCCUCCACCACUGCAGCCUUCAAUGGAAAAAAUUAGUUAAGUGUUCCAACUUCUCUUAGCCGUUACAGUCAAGUCACUUAAGUAGCCCUCUAAUAUCCAACUCAUAUUGCAUGCUUUUCUUGAUCUAGCUUGCAGAAAUUGUGUUUAAACUAUGAAUUGGAAAGCCGGCCUUCUUAAAAAAACUUAUGUCAGUGCUUAAUGGAAAGUGUGUGAUGUUUAGAUGGUUGUGUCUAGUACAUCUACAGUAUGUGUGUUUGCGCGUUUAUCUGUAUUAAGAGAGAUUUAGAUGUUUCAUUUUGCAUGCUCUCUUUUAGUGUCAUGUUGUGUUUGAAUGGAUGCAUACAGUAUUUGUGUUAUGUGAUUUGGCCGUCUAAAGAGAACCAGAAGACCAGUGUUACAUUGUCAUUUGAUUGAUUGCCUUUUCCUGACCAAACGUGUGCCAAAUCAAUUGCAAGCCAACUUUCCCCUUUCCUUUUUCUUGACAGUUAACGUAAAAACAAAAAAAAGUGAGAAAUUGGACUUCCUUUGCCUUGUUCAAUGCUUAACAAUGUCAACCAUGCUUAACUGACCUUGUGUGUAAAGGUUUUUGGCACAAGACGCUGAUCACACUUUGUUGUACUUAUACCCUCAGUGCACUCUGUUGUUUCUCUUCAUCUUUAAUGGUCCUUGUUGGCUUGUCAGUAUUUACAGUGCCUCCUCUACUUUGUGAGUAAAUCCCAGGUUGUUUCUGUGUGACUCAAGGAUUAACCCUGUCUUCUUCCAGGUCAAUCAACCCCCACUGGCCUUUGGAACAGCAGAAUGGGGAAUAUACUUGACUUUUGUAUCAAACCACAUGAUUGCUAACUAAACUGUGCUUGCUUAUUGGGUCUUUCAACAUUCCUAUUUCAGUCCUAUACAAUCCUAUAGUAUAACUGAUUCAUAAGAAUUGUUGUCCUAUACUUUAAGUUUCCAAUAUUCAUUACAAGACCCACAUAUGCAUCGCAGUUCAUAGUAUUUUUGUCUGAGGAAAUCUUGUGGUAUCAAUGUUUUUGUGAUGACUUCAUAGUGCUCCAUUUCAUAUCCGUGGAUCUGUAUCUAGUGGCUAAGAUAAAUGACUCCAAAUGGUUAAUAUGAAAUAGAAGUGUGGAGGAAGCAGAUGUUCUUUCCAGCUGUGGCUGUAACUCAUUGCUGUGGGGCAGCAGAGAGGAGCGAGAGAGGGAGGGAGCGAGGGAGGGAAAGAGGAAGCCUGUCUCCCCAUCCAAACCACACCAGCUCAACACAUUCCACUCCAAGCCAUUUUCACAGCCUUCACCGUAGAGCACUGCUAUCGCUGUUUUGAUCUAAACAUUUGUUUUGUUGGAAAUGUAAAUGUAAAAUGUUCCCGUACAUUUUUUAAUUUGUUUGAUUUUUCUCCUGUAUGAAAUUGUAUUCCUAUUUUUCCGGGCAUCCGAGCAACUGGUGUGAGCUAAGACCUGGCUGGAAUCAUGUCAGAUGAAGGGGAAUGGGAUUGUAACUAGGAAACAGAGUUACUAUUUAUUUAGGAUUGUGUACUAAAAUACAAGUAGUACAGCAGGUGGUUCUAUUGUGGAGCUCUAAAGUGUUGGUUUAGGUGCUGAAAACAAAAUGUUCUGAAAAUGUUUGCCAAAUAUGAUUCUUCCAAGUAUUUACUCUUACACAAACGGCACUAUUAACUGUAUUUAUUGUAAAACACAUGUAUCUGCUUCUAAGUAUUUAACUUCAUCAAAUGAAUUUAUCAGCAGAGCUUGAAACUAGGUUAAACCACUUCAUCUGCUUGUCACAAUAUCCUGUAAUGCUUUCCUGCACUGGUGCCCUAUCGCCCUGUUGCCUUAUCUGUAAUGUUUUCUGAAAAGAAUAAAUGCCAAACGCAUGUGUGACA